AUGCUUGCUAUAGUUGACGAAAGCAGAGACAAUGAAUGUCCAAGCUUGCCGAUUACUUUCAACAUAAGCGAAGAAGAGUUCGACAAUUUGAACUUUUCAGAGUUACCCGAAAAAAGUGCUCAAAUGCAAACCAUUGAUCACGCUACUCCAAGACCAAUUGUCAAUCGAUUCACUACACUAAAAGACGGUCUCUGCGCCGCGAAAUCCUUCGGUCGACUUGCUCCCGUCGUGUUCAAAGCCCGAGCAUUUGACAUCCGAAAUCCUGAACUUGCUAUCGACAGGUUUAAAUCUUUUGCAGAAGAAGUCGGCAAAGUAGGAAAGAAAACAGCGCAACUGGAACGACGAAAGCGUAAAUGCGACCUAGCGAACGCAGGAAAGAUGCCAUGCCAACUUCUGGACUUUCCGACAGAUGAAAGGGCUUGCCAGCUUGCACUGCGAGCAAAGGAGGUUUACGAGUACAUGAGCGAACGCUGCGACUUGGAAUGGAGACAGUACUAUGGAAACAUAAUUGAUGAGCUCAUCGAAUCUUCUGAAAACAGCGACGGAAGUCCUUGUUCCGACGGGAUUGAUGAAAAAGCGAUGCUUACUAAAACUCGCAAGCUAUCCAAAAAGUUCAAGAAAAAACACGGGUACCACUUCAAGGAGGCUCUGGCGGAAGCGAAAGCACAGUUGAAACAAGAACGGGAAGAUGCGAAAGUUUCCCGUCUAGCGCUAAAGAAGCAGCGUGAACAAGAGAAACAUAAUGUUCGAGUUGAAAAAUUAAAGACAUUAGCGUCGAACAGGCUCGAGGCCGCAAUGCUUGAAGUAAACAAAAAACAGGAGAAGCUUGAAGCUUUAAAGAUCGCUGUUGCCGCUGCUGAAGCUGGGAAUUUUGCCCUUUUAGAACGAAGACAGACGAAAAAAGAGAGCAAUGUGAUGCUUUUAGACGUUUUUGGAAUUGAAGAAUCAGAAGAAGAAGAGGAGGAAGAAUAUCAAUGUUCAUUCCCCGAGAAUCUUCCGUUCGAGGAAGCUCAUUCCGAGGAUAGACAUGUCAAACUUAUUAUCAAAGCAGCUGCGAAUUUAGUCACGCAAGUUGAACGGGAGUGUGCAAAGAUUUCAUUUCCCGAGUUUUAUAUAACUAUUCGUGGGAAAUCAACGAGUAUUAUAAUGUGA
This is a messenger RNA of Oikopleura dioica, 1152 nucleotides long. NCBI's taxonomy places the organism in Eukaryota, Metazoa, Chordata, Appendicularia, Copelata, Oikopleuridae. The record is from the annotation of a GenBank genome assembly.